AUGUCAUCUGAAGUGAAGACAGAAUUCCUCGUGGUGGGCGCAGGUCCAGCAGGAGCAGCUCUUGCAAGUUUCCUCGGGCAGAAUGGCUUGAAGGGACUGAUGAUUGCUGGUGCUUCUGGCACGGCAGACACGCCCAGAGCUCACCUCGUCAACCCGUUUACGCUGGAGUGCCUACGUGAUAUCUCGGUGGAAGACGACGCCAUGAGGCUGUCUCUGCCGCCUGAGAUGAUCGGAGCGUUUCGAUACGCCCGCAGUCUCCUAGGCGAGGAGCUGGGGAAGGUGGAGCACUGGGAGGGCGUCCCCGAAAACGCGAUGAACGUGAAGAAAUACACGCCGUCCAGGUGGGUCGACCUCCCGCAGACAUACCUCGAUCCGAUCCUGGUCAAGCAUGCCUCGCACCACGGGUUCCCAGUCCGCUUCUCGACGCAGCUCGUCUCUGCAGAGAAGGACUCUGCGACCGGAGAGUGGGUUUGCACCGUGAAGGACCUCAUCCGCAACGACACUUAUCGCAUCCGGACCAAGUUCCUAUUCGGCGCCGACGGGGGCCGCAGCCAGGUCGCGACGUCUACGAAUGCCAGGCUCGCAGCGGCGCCUUCACAGGGGAUCGCCUGCAACAUCUUGUUCAGGGCUGACCUGUCCCACCUGAUGGAGGGGAAACAGGCGCAGCUGCACACCAUCAUCAACCCAGCCGCCAACUCACGGUUCGGCAAUGGGCCCAUCAUGCGGAUGAUCCGCCCCUUCCACGAGUGGAUGAUAGUCACCAUCUUUCCGGGCAUCACAUCCGACCAGGACCCGUUCAAGGGCAUCAGCCCAGAAGACCCAGAGCUCAUCUCGUGGGUGCGCGAAAAAGUCGGCCUGGACGACAACCCACUGACCAAGGACAUAGAGGUCAAGAUCCACCGGCUUGACCCGUGGGUUGUCAGGGAGACAGUGGCAGAAGACUAUAUCCCUGAGGACAACGCGUUCCUGCUGGGCGAUGUGGCACACCGACACCCACCCGCGUAUGGCCUCGGAAGCAACACUUGCGUGCAGGAUGGGUACAACCUGGGCUGGAAGGCCGCAUUCGUCGCCAAGGGUCUCGCCGGGCCGGAGCUCCUCAAGACGUACAACACAGAGCGGCAGCCCGUGGGCGCGCAGCUGGUCAGGGAGGCCAACCAAUGCCUGCUCACGCACAUAGAUGUGUGGGCGGCACUCGGCAUGGUGGCCGAGACACCGGAGGAGCGCAAGCGGGCCCACGGCAUCCUGACUGAGGCUUCGCCGGAGGGAGAGGCCCAGCGCCGGCGACUUCACGAUGCCCUUGAGAAGAAGAUGGGGGAGGGCAAGAGCCUCGGGCUGUGCAUGAACCAAUGGUACGAGUCGUCGGCCGUGUAUCUCGACGACGAGCCGGGGCCGCGAGCCGUGCCGGAGGGUUUCGAUCGGAUCGCGGAUCCACAUGUGUCGACGUACCCGGGCACUCGGCUACCGCAUGCCUGGCUGGACACGCCGGUGAGGAGGAGGGCCAUCUCGACACACGACCUGGCCGGAAAGGGGGCGUUCUGUCUGCUGACGGGGUACGGGGGAGAGGGCUGGGAAGAGGCGGCCCGCAAGAUCUCGCAGAAGACAGGGAUUCCGAUCAACACGCACAGGAUCGGGUUCGGCCUUGACUGGCAGGACGUGUAUCGCGAGUGGUAUGAGAGGAGGGGCGUGGAGGACUCUGGGUGCGUCCUGGUGCGGCCGGACCGGUUCGUUGCGUGGAGAAGCCAAAAGGUGGUCGAGGACUGCGAGGGCAAACUGGCGGCCGUGCUAGACAAGAUCCUGUCCCGCAGCUAG
This is a messenger RNA of Diaporthe citri, 1809 nucleotides long. RefSeq lists its product as uncharacterized. The record is from RefSeq and is a predicted model, not a curated record. Lineage: Eukaryota; Fungi; Ascomycota; Sordariomycetes; Diaporthales; Diaporthaceae. The transcript has 2 exons. Gene Ontology annotation, molecular function: FAD binding. Bases 1 to 1809 code for a protein of 602 amino acids.